Messenger RNA from Arachis stenosperma, 639 nucleotides. RefSeq names its product receptor like protein 27-like. The record is from RefSeq and is a predicted model, not a curated record. Gene Ontology annotation, molecular function: protein binding. Lineage: Eukaryota; Viridiplantae; Streptophyta; Magnoliopsida; Fabales; Fabaceae. The coding region runs from base 1 to 639 and encodes 212 amino acids. The transcript has a single exon.
AUGGCGGGAAUCACGUAUCAAGAUUAUGAGGAUCCUAUGAUUGCAAGAAUUAAAGGAGUCAGUGUCACUUUUGGGAAAAUUCCAAAUGGCUUUGCAAUUAUUGAUUUGUCAGAAAACAAAUUUGAAGGAGAGAUUCCAGAUGUGUUUGGAGAGCUUCAAGCACUCAUAAGCCUCAACCUUUCACAUAACAGCCUCAUUGGUCCUAUUCCUCGCUCUCUGGGAAAUUUGACAAACCUCGAAUCAUUUGACCUCUCCUCAAAUAUGUUUGAUGGGAAAAUUCCUGCUGAACUGACCAAUAUGAACUUUCUAGCAUUCUUGAAUCUUUCCAACAAUCAUCUCGAGGGAUCAAUACCUAGAGGAGGACAAUUUAAUACAUUUUCAAACAAUUCUUAUGAGGAAAACUUGGGGCUAUCUGGAUUGCCAUUGUCAGUUCAAUGCAAUAAUGAUGUCCCUCAACAACAAUGUCCAUCUUCUGAGGUUGAAGACAAAUUUGGGUUUGGAUGGAAACCAGUGGCAAUAGGAUAUGCAUGUGGAAUGGUACUUGGAAUUGGCUUGGGAUGUUGUGUUUUCUCAAUUGGAAAGCCUCAAUGGCUUGUGAUCAUCUUUGAAGGCAAAAGAAUGAAAAAAGAGAAGCCGUAG